AUGAAAAAUCAAUUAACGAAUAUAUGAACUGCAUCAUGAAUGUUCAAGAAAUAAUUCAAGCAAACAAAAAUGAUGCUAAUCAAUGUAUAUUACUUGGAGACUUCAAUGCACACAUAGAAGGUUACUUAUCAGAUAUAAAUGAUUUAGCUGGAAAAAUAUUUAUCAAAUUUGUUAGAGACAAUGGUUUUUACACAUAUAUAAAUGAAACUUCUAUAUCAACUUUCAGAGGAAAUAAUAGACACACUAUUAUCGAUUAUAUUAUUUCAGAAACCCUAUCAAAGAUUAAAUACAUAGAAGUUCCACAAUUAAACACCAAUCACGUAUUAUUACUAUCUCAUAUAAAAAGUGUCCAGAUAAUACCAAAGCAAAUAUCCGUGAUUCCAUGAUAUAAAUUAGAAGGCAAGGAAUUAGAAGCGUUCCAACACAGAAUCUGAAUCAAUUUCCAGAAUAAAGGAAUCUACAAAACUCUUGAUCCUUUAGCAAUAUUUAAUAACAUCAAAUCAACAAUUGAUGAAGAAUCAAAAUACCUACUAAAACAUUUAAAACCAGACCAUUUUAGAACCCCAGAAAUGAAAAUCUUAUUAAAUAGAAUAAAUGACUCGAGGAAAUGAAUAAAAUUUUGCUGAACGCAAAAUAAUAGAGAACUUGCUAACAAACUACAAAAGGUAAAAAAGGCAUGAAUAAAUAAACUAAAAAGACUAUCUAACUAUGAAAAAAUCAGUGAAAGCAGAUUGAAAGAAUGUAUGCAAGAUCCAUAUGGAGCCUGAAACAAAAUAAAACGUCAGAUGAAUAAAAAUAGAAUCGCAUUAUCAUUAAACACAGAAGAGAUUAAAGCUUGAGCAACAGAAUUUGAAAAUCAAUUUAAAAGUAAAAUAGAAUUCAUACCACAAAAGGGAUGCUCAAAAGAAGAACUAUGAGAUUUCCAAGAUAUCCAGAAAAUCAUUAAAAAAUUACCAAACAAAAAAGCUCCUGGACCAGACAAUAUAAGAAAUGAAAUAAUAAAGAAAGGUGGAGAUAUAAUGGCAGAAGCAAUUACACAUUUCCUUAAUAGUUGCAAAUUAAAUGGAAUCCCAGACAAAGCCAAUGAAGCAAAAACAAUCCUUAUAUACAAAGGAAAAGGUAAUCCGAAGGAACUUAAUAGCUAUAGACACAUAACCUUAAUGAAUAAUUUUAUGAAGAUUCUUGACAAAGCAGAACUAAAAAGAAUUGAAAAUACGGUUAAUAUCUCAGAAAGACAACAUGGAUUCACAAAAGGAAAGUCAUGCAUGACUCAGAUUUUUCUCUUAAAAUCUACACUGGAAUAUCGUAAGUAUUACAGGAUUGGAAAAGGUAGAGACUCAUAUAUAUUAUUUGUUGAUUUCUCAAAAGCUUAUGACUCAGUUAAUAGAAUUAGACUAUUAGAGAAAAUUAAAGCAAAAAAUAUAAAAAAUGAUAGCUGAAAAAUAAUCUCGCAAAUGCUAAAAGGUGAACAAACUACACUUGUCAUAAAUGGGAUUGAAACAGAAAAAAUAAACAUAACAAGAGGUGUGAGACAAGGAAGUGCAAUAUCACCAUUGUUAUUUAAUAUAUAUAUAGAUGAUAUAGAAAAGGAAAAUAAUGACAUCAAUAUAGAACUCCUCCCCAAUCACCAAUUAAAAUCAAAAAUCAAUUUUCAAUAUGCGGAUGAUACAGCUUUUGUAAUAGAAGAUUGAAAAGACAUUGAAAACAUUUUAAAUAAACUUGAUAAAUGAUCAAAAGAUAAUGAUAUGAACUUGAAUAUAGGACCGGAAAAAACAGCAAUAAUGCCAAUCAUAACAAAAAAUAGGAAAAAUAUUAUAAGUAAACUACCUAAAAUAUCAUACCAAAAUCAUGAAAUACCAGUUGUUGAAAAAUAUAAAUAUUUAGGCAAAAUAAUGAAUGGAAAUAUAAGAGGUACAGGAUUCGACCAAGCGCAUUAUAAAUACCUCAAAGAUAAAGCAAAAAUAUCUACUUGCUCUCUAAUCCCUAUGAUUAGAAGAAUGCUUAACAUCCCAAGUAAAACUCUUAUAAACUGCUUCAAAGCAAUAUUCUUACCAAGAUGCACAUAUGGUCUUGAAAUAUGCUCAAGAAUUAAAUGCAAAACUGCAAUUAAACAAAUUCAAAGAUCAUUCAAUAAGAUUAUAAGAGAAUGUUGCCAUGUUUAUGACAAAACACCUAUUGAGCCCAUAUUACUUGAUUUAAAUAUUCCAACAAUACAACAAUAUAUUGACCAAAAAUUAUUGAUAUUUUUACAAAAAAUUUUUGAAUUAACACAUAUAUCUGAGAUUGCAACCCAUUUCCUAACUCCCCCCCCCCCCCUCCGUGAGCGAACAAAAAAAUUUUGUUCACUCACGGAGGGGGGGUUAAUUUUUUUUUUUAAAAAAAAUUUAUAUAUAUAAAUUUAUAUAAAAAAUUUUUUUUUCGAAAUUUAAAAAAAAUCCUAAUUUGCAAAAAUUGGGAAGCAAAUAUUAAUUUAAUUUGCAAAAUUAUGUUUUAAAAACGCAAUUUGUUUAAAAUUAAACAGAAUUAGCUCUAGAUUUCAUUAUACUAAUUAUCACUUAUAUAUCAAAAUUUUUUUCCAUUAAAAUUUUUUCUAUUAAAAAAAUUUUUGUUCGCUCACGGAGGGUGGGUUUUUGGUCAAAAAAUGGUGAUUUUUCUAAUGGUUUUGUUCGCGCUCACGGAGGGGGGGGGGGGAGUAAGAAAUUUCGAUAAUGCAAUUACACCGACAAUGAAAAUCUACCAAGAGUUGCUUCAAAAAUAUAAUUUUACAAAACCAUUCGAUUUUAAUAACAACAUGAUUAGCUGAAAUGACAAAAAUUGAAAAGGAAAUGUCAAAGAUAAACUCAAAAUCUAUUGAAGAAACGAAAACAUGAGCAUAAUAAAUAAAAAAGUAACAUAA
This is a messenger RNA of Blepharisma stoltei, 2896 nucleotides long. Lineage: Eukaryota; Ciliophora; Heterotrichea; Heterotrichida; Blepharismidae. The record is from the annotation of a GenBank genome assembly.